AUGGCAGGAGCUACAGGUUCUCAUGGUUUUCCUGUGCCUGGUAGAGGAUAUGUGUUUGCUAGUAAACUACUUGGUGGAUUUGCUGCAUUUUCUCAUGGUCAUCAUCAUGGUCAUCAUUCACCAAUAAAAGACUCAACUUUAUUGAAUGAAGAAAAGAGUUAA
Entrophospora sp. SA101 is the source of this 162-nucleotide messenger RNA. The record is from the annotation of a GenBank genome assembly. NCBI's taxonomy places the organism in Eukaryota, Fungi, Glomeromycota, Glomeromycetes, Entrophosporales, Entrophosporaceae.